Molecule: messenger RNA, 743 nt
Organism: Sitodiplosis mosellana (orange wheat blossom midge)
Lineage: Eukaryota; Metazoa; Arthropoda; Insecta; Diptera; Cecidomyiidae
Product: TATA-binding protein-associated factor 172-like
Exons: 1
Molecular function (GO): DNA binding; ATP hydrolysis activity; TBP-class protein binding
Source: RefSeq, a predicted model, not a curated record
AAAAUAAUUCGCGUCUUCAAAUUGUCACAAAAUUCAACAGCGAUCCAAGUAUUGAUGCGUUACUUUUGACCACACAGGUGGGUGGACUUGGGUUGAAUCUUACGGGUGCUGAUACAGUCAUAUUUGUUGAGCAUGAUUGGAAUCCAAUGAAAGAUCUUCAAGCAAUGGACCGAGCCCAUCGAAUCGGCCAAAAAAAAGUGGUCAAUGUUUACCGACUCAUAACGCGAAAAUCGUUGGAAGAGAAGAUAAUGGGUUUGCAGAAGUUUAAGCUCCUCACAGCUAAUACGAUAGUUAGCGAACAAAAUGCAUCGAUGGACACCAUGGCAACGGAACAAUUAUUUGAUUUAUUCACGCUAGCGGAUGAUGCAUCAAAAACCAAUAAAAUUAAUAAGGAUGGUAAACAAACGAAUGUUAGUUUAAAACAAGCGCUAGAAAAUCUUCCAGAUCUAUGGGAAGACAAGGAAUACGAGGAGGAAUAUGACAUGACACAAUUCAUUAAAACACUUAAGUCGUAAUGUGGAAGAAAAUAAACGUUUGGAAUAAAAAGUGGUUUUUCAUUCGAAAAGAUGUAGACUUAAGAAAAAAUCAAUCGACCUUGAAUGAAUAAAACGUUCUUGCUCAAUCAUAUAAAUAGACUUGAUUUUAUUUUAUAAUUUCUGAAUAAAUUUACUGUCUUAUUUUAGGUCACACGUUUUCCUCAAUUCACGCGUCUGAUUUAAUACGCAGCUAAUCAAUUCCACAAA